AUGUCAAAUAGUGAUGAAAUUAAGCAUUAUAUUAGCGAAGAUAACAUUAAACUAGUUACUGAAAAAUAUUUUGGAACAGAAAAAGUGGUCGCGCACACGUAUUCUAUUGAGUUUGCUAGUAAACAUAUGUUAGGAUUUUUGUGUGAUUAUCUAAAAUUAAACAUUAAUGCGCAGUUAAAUAAUGGGGAGCUUAAAAAUCUAAUUUGCUUUAUAAAAUCUAUAUCCAAGAGCAAUAAAGCAAAAGCAGCUAUGGUACAGGACCUUAAACUGUUCGAUAAAGAAUUGAAAUUUUACACUGUAAUUAAGGAAAGAAUACAUAUAACAGGGAUAAAAUCAUGGAGUCCAGAGCUAAUACUUGGUUUAAAGGAUGCUAUGGUAUUUGAAAAUUUGAAUACUCUCGGAUACAGAGUGCGAAAUAAAUUAAAGACAUUUGAUAAAGCUCACACAUUACAGGCAUUACGAACUCUAGCGCGUUUACAUGCUUCAACAAUAAUUUAUGAAGAAAGAAAAUCAGAGGACCUCCACCUCCCAUACAGAGUCAAUGAUGAAUUUGAAGCAUAUUUAGAUGAAGGUGGAUAUCAUAUUUCCGACCCAUGGUAUAUUCAGUGUAUGAUUGGAGCUUUGGAAGUUGUUAAAAGUCAUUCAAAAUAUGCUAAAGAUGAUAUCGUUAUUGGUAAAUGUAUAGAGAAAUGGACAUAUGUUUGGAAAGCGGCUUUAGAUUUAGCUAAUUAUUCUCCAAAGUAUAGAAAUGUGAUAUGCCACAGAGAUUUGUGGAAUAAUAAUAUGUUAUUCCGUUACUCGACAGUUAAUGGGCUGGAAGUACCAGACGAUUGUUUAUUAGUGGACUUCCAAGCUGUAAGAUGUCAUCCUCCUGCUGGAGACAUAAUGCUUCUCUUAUAUUGCAACCUGGAGAGAGAUUUCCGUGAAGAAAACUUUAAAUUGUUCCUGAAUUUCUACUACGAUGCUCUUGAAAUGGAAUUAAUUAACAAUGAUAUAUUGAUAAGAGACGUCUUAACUUUUGAGGAACUUGACAAAUCAGCUGAAGAAUUUAGACCCUGGGGUCUUGUACUAACGGCUUGCCUGGUCCCACAAUUUUGGAUGGAUGAUGAGCUUACAACAAAAAUAUUCACUGAUUCUGCUCGAUUUGAAGAAAUACUUUCUAAGGAUAAGGCAAAAUUUAUGAGGACAAUGAUUGAUGAAGAUGCAAUUUAUAGAGACAAGGUAUUGGGAAUUUUUGAGGAAAUUGUAACAGAGUAUUGUAUAGAUAAUAAGGAAUUUUUAUGA
Messenger RNA from Zerene cesonia (dogface butterfly), 1284 nucleotides. RefSeq lists its product as uncharacterized. The transcript has 2 exons. The coding region runs from base 1 to 1284 and encodes 427 amino acids. The record is from RefSeq and is a predicted model, not a curated record. Lineage: Eukaryota; Metazoa; Arthropoda; Insecta; Lepidoptera; Pieridae.